GGGGAGCCAAGGAUAACAGGGGGACGAGUCCCCUUCAGCAAAUCCUCCUCUAAUUGCUGAGCAUGAUCUCUUUUGCAUCGUUCUAAUGUGCGGUCCUUAUGCUGAUCCCAUACUGAAUUCGACCCCGUGAAAUAACCGGAGUAGCAUGUGCAUGAUGCAAUACCGUCAUAUUUCGGAUCUCUAUCCCGCAGCAGCAUGGCCAGGCAUAUUCCGGAUUCAAAGGGGAUAUACCAAAGAACAAACCGUGGGCCCAUACUCUUCUGGUGUGCUACGUUUCCUCGAAGUGCCAUUAUAUAACCUGCGAGCAGUACCUAUGAGCAGACAAAGAUUUGUCCUCUGACUGAGCACGUCAUCCUUGUUUGAUGCAAUUGUAACAAUGGUUCAAACACUGACAAGCACCGCGCUGGUACUCCUUCGCCUUGUGACUGCGCAGCAGAUCGGGUCCAUCGCCGAGAACCACCCGCAGCUCACAACAUACAGAUGCAGUUCUCAGGGUGGCUGCGUUGCACAAAGCACCUCAGUGGUGCUUGACAUCAACGCACACUGGAUACACCAAAACGGAGCCCAAACAUCAUGCACCACUAGCAGCGGCCUUGACCCGUCUCUCUGCCCGGACGCAGUGACCUGCAGCCAGAACUGCGUAGUCGAAGGCAUCACCGACUACGGCAGCUUCGGCGUGCAGACCUCAGGCGACGCCAUGACGCUCCGCCAAUACCAAAUGCAAAACGGCCAGAUAACGACGCUGAGGCCGCGUGUGUACCUCCUCGCCGAGGACGGCAUCAACUACAGCAAGCUGCAGCUCCUCAACCAAGAGUUCACCUUCGAUGUCGACGCCUCCAAGCUCCCCUGCGGCAUAAACGGCGCCCUUUACCUCUCCGAGAUGGACGCCUCUGGCGGCCGCAGCGCCCUCAACCCCGCCGGCGCAACCUACGGCACAGGCUACUGCGACGCGCAGUGCUUCAACCCGGGCCCCUGGAUCAAUGGCGAGGCCAACACCGCCGGCGCAGGUGCCUGCUGCCAGGAGAUGGACCUCUGGGAGGCCAAUUCCCGCUCUACAAUCUUCUCCCCGCACCCGUGCAACACGGCCGGGCUGUACGCGUGCACCGGCGCCGAAUGCUACUCCAUCUGCGACGGGUACGGCUGCACCUACAACCCCUACGAGCUCGGUGCAAAGGGUUACUACGGCUACGGCCUCACCGUCGACACCAGCAGACCGAUAACCGUCGUCACGCAGUUCGUGACGGCCGAUAACAGCACGCUAGCCGAGAUCCGCCGGCUGUACGUGCAGGAUGGCAGGGUCAUCGGGAAUACGGCUGUCGCGAUGACGGAGGCCUUCUGCUCGUGGUCGAGCUCGUUCGAGGCGCUGGGUGGGUUACAGCGUAUGGGCGAGGCGCUGGGUAGGGGCAUGGUGCUUGUGUUCAGUAUCUGGGAUGAUCCGGGCCUGUGGAUGCAUUGGCUUGAUAGUGACGGUGCCGGGCCGUGCAGUAGCACCGAGGGAGAUCCUGCUUUCAUACAGGCCAACUACCCCAAUACGGCGGUGACUUUUUCGAAGAUCAGGUGGGGGGAUAUUGGUAGUACGUAUCCUCCUUAGGUACUGCUGGUUGUAUAUAGUCGUUUCGACUGUCAAUUUGUACAUAUCGUUCUCUAAAAGCCUGUACAUGGA
Molecule: messenger RNA, 1663 nt
Organism: Aspergillus novofumigatus IBT 16806
Lineage: Eukaryota; Fungi; Ascomycota; Eurotiomycetes; Eurotiales; Aspergillaceae
Product: glycoside hydrolase family 7 protein
Exons: 1
Coding region: 377-1591 (404 amino acids)
Biological process (GO): carbohydrate metabolic process
Molecular function (GO): hydrolase activity, hydrolyzing O-glycosyl compounds
Source: RefSeq, a predicted model, not a curated record